AACUAAAGAGCACAUUUUUUCCCACACAAUAUUCACACAAAUCUAUUGCGACUUUAUUUUAAAAAACAGUGUAUACGUGUAUGUCUAAAUAUGUUACAUCAUAGCAAUGCGUUUGAAGUCACUGAGAGGGACAUUUAUUUUGAAAAAUAGUGUAGAAUAGUGACAUUCCUGAUUUCGUUUGACCGGUUUGUAAACUCUCGUCUGCAGUGUGUUUGAGAUUAAUUUUAUAUCGAGAGAAAAUGGUUUCUUUGUCUAUAAACUCGCUGAGACAGGUGAUGCGGGCCAUGCUGGAGUCUCCUAGAUUUGACCGGGUUUUAAAUAAGGUCGAAUUGAUUUCAGCCAGUCCGGGGAAAGUCGUGUGUCAGUUUAAAGUGGAAAAGGAGCACACUAACCAAGGAGGAACCCUGCACGGAGGAAUGACCGCCACUCUGGUUGAUGUGAUUUCCACUGCUGCGCUCUUGUACACGGAGAGAGGAGCACCUGGAGUCAGCGUCGACAUGAACAUCACGUAUAUCAACGCAGCCAAGGUUGGAGAAGAGCUCUUGAUAACCGCGCAGGUUUUAAAGCAAGGACGCACUAUGGGAUUCACGACUGUUGAUUUAACAAACAAAGCGAAUGGCAAACUGAUCGCUCAGGGAAGACACACGAAGCACCUUGGCAGCUGAUUCCUAAAACAAUGCCUGUGAAAUAUGGAUAAGUAAACGUGUGUGUGUAUAUAUUUGUAUGUAGGCAUGUAAUAAAACAGGAAGAGAUUUUCAAA
Messenger RNA from Silurus meridionalis, 760 nucleotides. RefSeq names its product acyl-CoA thioesterase 13 (gene acot13). The transcript has 3 exons. The record is from RefSeq and is a predicted model, not a curated record. Gene Ontology annotation, molecular function: fatty acyl-CoA hydrolase activity. Lineage: Eukaryota; Metazoa; Chordata; Actinopteri; Siluriformes; Siluridae. The coding region runs from base 240 to 665 and encodes 141 amino acids.